Molecule: messenger RNA, 5504 nt
Organism: Porites evermanni
Lineage: Eukaryota; Metazoa; Cnidaria; Anthozoa; Scleractinia; Poritidae
Source: the annotation of a GenBank genome assembly
AUGCCAAUGUUUGGGAAGUAUGCUGAUCAGGUUUGAAUUUUAUUUUCCAUUGUUUAAGAGUAUGGCAAUGCAUGUUAAUGAUUUUGAAACAAAGGAAAAAAAAUUUAAACCAGGGAUAGAACGUAAGGAUUAUGCUUUUGAAGUUACGAUCUUAAUUAUAAAAAAUAUAAGGAAAAUUUUGUGACCCUGCAUGACCCUGCAACCCCACUACCCCCCAACCCCCUCCCUAUGCCCUUCAAUCAAUGGGGAAAUAGUGUGUUUUGGCCUUCACUCAGCUUAAAUUUAUCCUUGAAAUGCUACAGCCUUUGAAAUUUGGGCAUCAGAGAAUGAAGGGCAAAUUAAAGAUACCAGACACUAGCUACUCCAGUAACUCUCCUCUGCCUUUUUGGCUGGUAAGAUCAUGAGCUUUUUUUGAAGGAAGUAUGGGUAGUCAGUAGAAUUUUUAUCAGAAUUUGAUGGUUAACUUUAUUACAUGUCCUUUUUGGGUUUUUAAGCAAUCUUUUGGGAUCAUUAUACGCUUCUGCUGAAACUGCCCACAUACCCCUCCCCUACGCAAACAUUUUGCCCUAAGUGAGAAGUAAGUGUUAAUGUUGGCUUAGGGGAGGGGUAGGUGGGCAGUUUCUUGGAAACGUAAUAAUGAUCCAUCUUUUGGAGGUAUAGUUUGAAAGAUCUUGUCCCCUGCAGAAGGUAGGCCAAAAGUAUACCUUAGACUGAUGACAUCAGACUUUGGAGUACGGAAAAAGUGGAUCCACACAGGUGUUUGUGGGUGACUGAGAUGUAACAAGUGUUAAAUGACUAGAUCCUUCACUAUAAUUCUUUCCUGUAUUUAUGUUGUCUUUAAAGCUACCAGAACCACUGUCAUGACCUUGAAGUAUUACUCAGUUUAAUAAAAUAGAAAAAUGCUAAUUAAAAGAGGAUUAAGCUUUGAUUUAAACGACCUUUGUUGUAUAUGAUGGGGAAUACUUGAAACAUGGAUUGCAGUUGGCAAACGUAAAAUGGCUUGGCCAAAUUAAGCUAAUGAAGGUAAUCUUUUCUUCAGAAUUAUAUGAAAGCAAGUAAGCUUGGACCAGAUAACAACCAACAGGGAAUAAUUAUGACUUCAGCAUGCGACCCUGGUCUGUUGCAUCCAAGAGAGGCACGUGCUGAGUUUCGUAAGAAUAAUUUGACCCACAUUUCCUGCAGCCAGUUUUGUGCUGGUUAUCUACAAGCUAACAUUGCAUGCUUGCCAUCCAACAUGGCAGAUGACUUUGAACUGUUAUGUGCUAAGAACAGUUCUGCAUUUCCUCAUCUCUACCGCAGUCAACCAGGAGAGGUGUCGGCCCUGCCUUUGGCCUCUGAUUCAGAUGUAAGGUAAGUGAAACUAUGAAAGACAUAUAGACACAGAUACCAAGUUUAUUUGCCAGGUGAUAAGUCAAAUGUCAGUGCAACUGUAUGUGGAAGACAUUUUGAUGUAUACCGAUGCCCUCACCAAGGUUAUUUGCUAGGCACAAGUCAAGUAUCCAAUUUUUUUCUCUCUUUUUUGGUUUUAAUUUCCAUGUGCCCCUGUAAGGGUGAAAUUCCCAUAAGGCAACUCUAUAAUGUGAAAACUCAUGUAUAAGGCAGACAUCUCUGCUGACCUGACACCCCUGUGAAGCAGAUCAAUAUUCUGGACACCCAAACCCCUACAAGGGUGGGUCAUUCUUGCAAGGCCAAAAUCUCUGUUUAACUAACACUCCUGUAAGGCAGAUAUCCUAAUAGUUUGGACAUCCCACCCAUAUAAAACAGAUAAUCCUACAAUGGGGCAGUGCAUGCUGCAAGGCCGGCAAGACUGUGGAACCAACACCCAUAUAAGGCAGAUACCCCCUACAAAUUUUACAGUCAAACCUGUAUUAAGUACUGCCUAUAAUGGGUUACUUUUGGAAGGUCAGAAACUUUGUUAACUCGACACUCCUCUAAGACAGAUAUCCUGAUUUGGUGGGCACCCAUGUCCUUCUUGUGACAGGGCAGACGCCCCUACAAUUAGUCAUUCCCACAAAGCUGACGACUCUGUCAAACCAACACUCUUGGAUGGCAGAUCCCCCUUUACGGUGAUGGAUCUGGGGGAGGGGCCCCGGGGGCCAGGCACCCCCUUAUUUUUAGACCAAACUGAGGCCCAAAGGGCCGAAAAAUAUUUUUUGGAGACUGGGUCCCCUCCUUAUCUCAGGGUCUGGAUGACCAGCCCCCCCCCCCCCCCCCCCCCCCCCCCCCCCCCCCCCCCCCCCCCCCCCCCCCCCCCCCCCCCCUCUCUGCGCUCCCCCCCCCGUCUUUCGUUUUUUUUGUUUUUUUUUUUUUUGUGAUAAAGGUUUUUUUUUAAUGUCUGCAAAAAUAAAAUUACACACAAAACAAAAAAAAAAAAAAAAAAAUAAAAAUAUAAAAAUAUAAUACGAAUUUAAUCUUCUCUCAACUUUUACUCACGGUACCUGGGGGUGGCCCCCCGCAGGCCCGGCACCCCGCUAGUUUCCCACCAACAUGCCGCCCAAAGGGCCGAAACAAAAUUAUUCGCGACUGCGUCCCCCCCAUACCCCCAGGUCUGCGUCGCCCACCCCCCCCACCCCCCCCCCUCUUCCUCCAGCCCUAAUCUCAAGGUCUGGAUCCGGCACUGCUUUAUGUGGAGAUCCACGCCUCUUUUAGGUUGAUACUAUGUUAACUUUAAGGGGGGACAAUCGCUUAGGUUUCACUGCAUAAAAAAUGAAAUUCCCCAAAAGAAAAAAGUUUGAAAUGUUUGAACCUAAUUGACCUUACACUCUGCACUUUUCCCCUUCUAACAAUUUUCAGUCUCUUUCCAACGCAAAAAUCUAGUGUGGGUUAUGGUUUCCUCUAAUGCCAGCCAUCACGACUGCACAGGCCAACCAAAAGGUCUCCGUGAUAUCUGUUGAUGACCAGUGGUACAAUGGCUUUAAUACGGAAAGGAGAUGAGUUUUUUCCUUUCGUUUUUAUACACUAUUUGUUUCAUCGGUUCCCUUUAAAUGCAAAAAGCGUUUUUGCCGUUUUUUUCGCUCUGGUAACUAUACAUGCAUGUCAGCUGUUUCUGGUAAGAUGGCAUUGAUGAGACCGGUAUUAUUUCCUGCCUGCCUGAUAGAGUCAGACGACUGACGAAUGUGUCCAAAGAAUGGCGUGGAUUAAAUCUUAUCCAUUUGAUACAGCUGUCCGUCUUGUAGAGGUGUCUGGUAACUCUUGUUAAUAUAACGUUGACCGUACUCCAUCUAGCAAAUAACUGGUAAGACUCGUUCUUUUCUCUUUUCUUUUCUAGAACUGACCUUCCACUGUACGCAAUCAGUGAAGAUGGAGUCCUAACAAAGCACGCUACUGACCUGCUAGACAUUCCUUGGGAAGACAUGGUCACAUUCUACUUUGGCUGUAGUUUUUCAUUUGACCACUUGCUUUUGGCCUCAAACGUUCCAGUGCGACAUAUGAUCGAGAAAAGAGACCCUCCAACAUACACCUCAGAUAUCCCCUUCUUACCGCAGGGACCUUUCGCGGGGAACAUGGUGGUGUCAUUACGAACAAUACCACGGGAAUUCGUACAGAAAGUGGCGGAGGUCUGUACUCCCCUGGAUUUUGCUCAUGGCGCCCCUAUUCAUAUCGGGGAUCCUAAAAUUAUCGGGAUAGAGGACUUUUUACAUCCCCCUUUCGGUGACGGGCCAGUAGUUCGUGAAGAUGAUGUUUUUAUUUUCUGGGGCUGUGGAAUAUCUGCAACUGAAGUUGUCACGUCUGCAAGUAUGUUUUUGUCUUAUUUCAAUCUUUUUUCAACAACUGAUGAAUAGUCAAUGGGCGUGCAUAGUCUUUGAUUUAAAUCGGUUUUGCAAUUGGUUUUUUAAACCCUGACAAAAUUUUCCUCCUAGAGCCUCGCAUAGCUGUCACUUUAUCUCCCAGGUGCGUUGGUUCCUUAUUUAUUACAGAUCUACGAGUAAUGGAGUGUUACGAGGAACGCAAGAAAGAAUCUCAACAAAAUCAUCUAUCUCCCAAAGUGGUUUUUCUCUCCGAGUCACCGCAGUUCGCUUCGCUAGUCUCUCAACAAGCCAUCGAUCAAAUAACAGCGAAACGAAACGAGCUGAUAUCGCAAAUUCAAAAAUCGACAGAUGGUGUUGUGCAACCGACUGGUUCUCUUCUGAAAUCUGCAAUGUUUCUUUCCCAUGCGUCAUCAGUUGCUAUAGUUACGGAAGGAGUUAAAAUGAGGCAGCUUGAAGCAGUGGUUUGUCUUGCAAAAGCGCUUCUUGCUCAAGAAAAGGAAAUUACCAUCCUUACUUCGGAGAGCAUCGUUUCGGAGUGGUGGGCCUUUCUAAACAAAUGCGAAGCUAAAGGGAUUUUGCAAAAAUGCAUAUCAGUGACUUCACUAAAAGCACAUGCGGUUGUCCAGAGUUUAGGUCCCAGGUUCUUCUCCUCCAGCCUCAACUCGGUGGUUACAGUGAACAAAGAAGGUAUGUGAUAAACACUGUUGGUACCAGUCCUUCCUUUUUUCUUCUUAAAUUAAAGUUAGUGUGUGGUUACAUUAAACAAAUGUUCCUGUCAAACCUGUAUUAAGUGGAAUGUAUAGUCAACUGAGCUCUCUAUACAGGUUCACUGUGUGAUAGAGUGGUAAAGACAAUAUUAAGCUAGGCGAACUCGAUGAGACUUCAAGGAUCACUUCAUAAAGGGUAGAGGCGUUAUACAGAAAUCUAUACUGCCGGGAUUGACAUGAUAUGGGCCAAAUUGUGAAAAUGGCUAUUCUUAUACUAAAAGAUGUCGAAGUUGCCUGGACGUUUUAAACGUCUGUCCAAAGCGACAUUAAGUUCGUCUUGCUUGAAAGACGUCUGUUCGCAUUGAUCAGACCCUUCCAGUUGUGAAACUUAGAAAAAUUAUCAUUUGACGUGUUUGUUCGAAAAAUAGUGUUAUAUACCGUAUGCAUGAUGACUUCACAAAACUUGUUUCUUCAAAUGGGGUGCAUUUGCACACUACUAAUGUGAAACCUUCUCGAUGUCAACAUGUUCUUAAUAUUAAUUUCUACAUAAUUCUUCCUUUUAAGGCUGUCUUCCUUCUAUGACUUAUCAAUUAGUGCUUUACUCAAUUUACGGCUUCCAAUAACAUAUAAACAUGAUUAAAAAAGGGUUCUCUUAUACUUGAAAUCAAAAUCCGCAUCAUCCUCAUCAUCUAAGCCUUAACAGAAAUGAGUUAACUUGUGAAGAUUUCGCCAUGAAUUUCAAAGUAUAGCACCCCUUAACUGAUUUCUUCAGCCGCGGUAUUUUCAUUUUUCAGGGACGUUAGCUGUUCAAAGCAUGUUGUCGAUGGGAGAGGAUAUCAGAGACGUUAACCAAAUCAACAUUGCUGCACCAAAUGAAAACGCCUGCUGGCUCGACCCCAGCAUGGUUGCCAUGGCAACCUACAUUCUCCACGCAUGUCCUAUUCACGAUCGGUAUGUGAGACGUGGUCGAGGAGAGCACAUCGUAAGGCCUAAAGAAGAGUUUCUCCUUUCCCCAAAGCAGGUACUGGAAAUUGCUCUUGGUAAAUAG